Molecule: messenger RNA, 1570 nt
Organism: Pungitius pungitius (ninespine stickleback)
Lineage: Eukaryota; Metazoa; Chordata; Actinopteri; Perciformes; Gasterosteidae
Gene: rbis
Product: ribosomal biogenesis factor
Exons: 5
Coding region: 478-771 (97 amino acids)
Biological process (GO): ribosome biogenesis
Cellular component (GO): nucleolus
Source: RefSeq, a predicted model, not a curated record
GGGCACACACAUGAUGCGGGAUACGAUGCGUGGCAUGAUGCAUGACGAUGACACGCAGACUUGUUGUCCUUUAUUUAGCAGGGCAGAAUAAGACACGUGGAAUAAGAGUUAAGAGGCUCUCACUCUCUUUGUUUUAACUUCAUGCAUGUGCACCAGAGAUAUUCCAUCAUUGUUUUGGUUCUGCAAUUAUAUUCGUCGUCAUCCUUUUUCAGAUCAGCUAAAGGACAACCAAUCAAAAGGGCUCCUAAUUUAAAAUCCCCGUUCUUUGGGGAAUCAAAUCGAAACGCAAUUAACAAAGUAGAGAAAUGAACCAAUGUCGAAAAUUCUGCGUCUCAAUAUUCUCCUCCGCGCAAAUUCUGCGCAUUGACGGAGAAACAGUCGUCGCACACUGAUGACGUAGCAGGAACGUUACCGUCGCAGCAGCGCACACGUGAGGGUAUCAACACAUACAGCGACCAGCUCCCAAUACACGGUAACAUGGGGAAGAAUAAACAAAAGGGGAAGAAACAAAAGAACGUCUUUCAUGUGGCGAACAAGCACUUGAAGAACAAGAACAAAGCCAAACCGGUGACGACGACGCUCAAACACAUCAACGCAGUGAAGAAUGAGAAGGUGGAGAACCUCAAUCAAGUCUUCACAGAGGUCCAGAUGGAUGUCCGGAGUAUCUCCAAGUCGGUCGCUCCCGAACCAAUGAAGCAAGCGACGGUCAGGGAGCCCCCAAAGGAAUCUGUGAACGUGGACGGUGCCGCUCGACUCUUUUCUCAGCUGUGAUGGAGCGUGAAUCGCUCACGAAGUCUGAGGACAAACCUCGGUGACGGGCUGACCGUCUCUGUGUGGGACAUGAAACAACAAAGUCAGCAAACACGCCCAAUGCAUUUUUACAUUUUACGCCGAGGACUUCCGAUGAGCUCAAAAUGAUAGUUAUACAAGAAAGUCUUGUGUGUAAUUUAAGCAUUCUGUGUAAGAAAUGUAAUUAAUUGAUCGACAUUAACAAUCCUCCUUUCUUACUGAAACUUGACAAUAAGUUUCAGUAAGAAACGAGGAUUGUUAAUGUUAAAAAUGCGUAUUAUUUUAUGUUGACAGGUUUGCUUUCUGUGGGCUGCAACUAAUGACUAUUUUCCUUUUUGAUUAAUCUGCCGAUUAUGUCCUUGAUUAAUUGAUGACUUGUUUUGAAAUGGUACAUUUUCCACGAUGAGAAAAACCAACAACAAUAUUUAGUUAAACUAUUGUAUUAAAUAAAAAACGCAUCUCCAAAUGUCAACACAGAAAAUCGAAUCAGAUAAUUGACUUUUUAUUGCUAGGAGAAUAAUAAUUUCUUGCUAAUUAAUUUCCUAUUCGUUGAAAUGUUUCAUCUCUUUUAAUAAGAGUUGAUCUGAGUUCCCUGUGUUUUAUUCAUUCUUGAAUGUGGAUGCAAUUUAAGCAUUUUCAAAAGAAUGAUUUAACAAUAAGCACUUUAACAUAUCAUCCUUGUGUUUUUUUUAAGCCCUUUUUUGCAAAGCAGUUCAAGCUUAAAGCCUUUAUUUUCAUGCUGUUCAUACUCUGGAUUUCAAUAAAAUGAGGUCACAAAGGA